GGUUUGCCUCACUUGAACACUGUCAAGAUCUCAUGGAAAAUAAUGUUACAGAAUUUAUUCUGACAGGACUUUCCCAGAUUGAGGAGGUAGAGCAAGUAUGCUUUUAUCUCUUCCUUCUUUUUUACACAAUCAUCAUCUUUGGGAACUUUCUUAUUAUCAUGACCAUCAGGGUUAGCCCAAAUCUCAACUCCCCCAUGUACUUCUUUCUCAGCUUCUUAUCUUUUGUUGACAUUUGCUACUCUUCUGUCACUGCUCCCAAGUUGAUUGUGGACUUCCAAGCCAAAGUCAAGACUAUCUCCUUUGUAGGUUGCAUGACUCAGCUCUUUGUGGUCCAUUUCUUUGGCUGCACAGAAAUCUUCAUCCUCACAGUAAUGGCCUAUGACAGGUACGUGGCCAUUUGUAAGCCACUACACUAUGCAACCAUUAUGGAUCAAAGGGUCUGUACCAUAUUGAUGGUGAGUUCAUGGGUAGGGGCCUUUACUCAUUCUAUUAUUCAGACCCUUCUCACCGUCCAGUUGCCUUUCUGUGGUCCCAACGUGAUUGACCAUUAUUUCUGUGAUGUUCAUCCCCUCUUGAAGCUGGCCUGCACAGACACUUAUGUGGUAGGGGUCAUUGUGAUGGCCAACACUGGAAUGAUAUCCUUGACCUGCUUCAUCAUUCUUGUUGGCUCUUAUGCUGUCAUACUUCUCUAUCUCAGGACUCAUUCUGCAGAGGGGAGGCGUAAGGCCCUCUCCACCUGUGCUUCCCAUGUCAUUGUGGUAAUUUUGUUCCUUGUACCCUGCAUCUUCAUCUACAUGCGACCCUCAACCACCUUCACAGAAGAUAAGAUGGUAGCUGUAUUCUAUACCAUCAUAACCCCUAUGUUGAACCCAUUGAUCUAUACUCUGAGGAAUGCAGAAGUGAAGAAUUCCUUGAAAAAAAUUUGGAGCAAGAAACUGAUGGGAGAGGCAAGGAAAGACCUUAAAUGA
Molecule: messenger RNA, 968 nt
Organism: Monodelphis domestica (gray short-tailed opossum)
Lineage: Eukaryota; Metazoa; Chordata; Mammalia; Didelphimorphia; Didelphidae
Product: olfactory receptor 4S2
Biological process (GO): G protein-coupled receptor signaling pathway
Cellular component (GO): membrane
Molecular function (GO): G protein-coupled receptor activity; olfactory receptor activity
Source: RefSeq, a predicted model, not a curated record